GAACGGUACAAACAUACAGGAAGUGGCUUUCAUCGACCGAGCCGUCCCAGUGUAGCUAAACACAAGUAACUAGCUGAAAACUACACAACACUGCAGUAUAAGUCACUGUAUGAACUGCAAGCUAAGAGCUAAGAGCUAAGUCUACAGAGGCUGUGACGCAUUUACGUUUUACGUUUACCUGCACGCGCUUGCCAGCUCGUUAAACGGUUGCUAAGCAAAGCUAAGGCUAGGCUAGGCUACUAGCAAUUUCUAGCAACCCCACAACCAAAACAACCAGCGAUGGAUAAUUUCGAAACACCAUACGACGAAGAGGCUGAAUUUAUUGAAUGCGCGGUGUGUGAGAAAUCCAUAAGGGGUGAGACCUUGUUCAAGAUACACCUGACUACACCAGGACAUAUAAAGAAAGAGGAUGUCCUAGUCGCUGCGGGGCAAACUGUCCGGCAACAUACCGUACCGGUAUUUGAGGGCAUUAUACAAUAUUUGGAUUACAUGAAGCUUGAUGAGCCCAUCAUUGGUUUGAGCUAUCUGGAUGAAGAGCCUUGUAAUGACCCACAAGGAGGCCCCAGAUACACAUGUAGGCUCUGUCAUCAGACUGCAAACCUGGCAGAAACAGUCCGCCAUGUGAUUGGACGUAAACACCGGCAGAAAUAUGUGGAACUUAAACGUCCAGACUUGGUGACCUGGGAUAAACAGUCCAUAAUAACCCAGGGAGGGAAGAUCAUACGAGCCAGAGCAGAGAUAAUAGAGCGACAGGAUGGACGAGGAAGUCCAGUGGUGUUGAAAAAAGGAAUGGAGGGCAAAUUAAACACAACAAAAGUUCCCCCAUGGCAGAAACAAAAUCGAAGUAUCUCACACAGUUUGAGCCAAAGAGAUGUGCCGUCUCACCUACCACCACUCAUGGACUAUCAGAAAGAGUUCUCUCACCAAGGAAGGCUACCCCUAGGUAACACGAAUAAACCACCAUUUCAUCCAGAAGACCCUUACAUGUUGAACCGAGACAGACAGAUGCACCGGGAGGACACGCUCAGCCGUGACCUCAUGGACGAGGAGCAGGGGAGGAAAGAUUUCAGGGAAAGUGAUAUGUACAGACGAGACUAUAUGGACCCUGAUUAUCGUAGGAAGUAUGAAGAGGAAUAUGUAGAAGAUCCACAAAGAAGAGACGCAUUUCAGUCCAGUGGUGUUCCCAGGUAUGAUUCAAGGGCAGAUAUGCCCCGUGGCCAGGCUCAGCAUGCAGAGUAUUACCCAGAACAGGCUCCUCCUCACAGAAAGGCCAACCCAGAAAGAGACCUGCUGAAGGAGUUCUACUCUGAGGAAGUUAGACGUGGCCAAGGUCAUUCUGCAGAAUAUCAGUCCUCGCAGCCGGUGUACGGUGGUGAAGGUGAUAACCGUCAGUGGUCUCUGGACAGACAAUCUGGUCCACAUGACGGUAUGACUAGAGCAGGUAGACAGGGAUCAAGUGAACCAGAGGCCAAGAGGAGGAGUUUUCCCACACCUAUGAAGAGUGACCAGCCGCAUGACCAUUUAUUCAAUGCAAUCAGAGAUUAUUGCCAUGAAAUGAGAGAACCACAGCAAGACGUUGCCAGCUCUGGGCUGAGCAGAACAGGACUCCCAAACUCUCAGAGACAAAUUGAAGUUACCAGGGCCAUUCCUGACAUCCCAGAGCCAUUCAGGCGCUUCCUGAAAGGGGCCAAUGAUGAGGGACAGGGUAAAAGAAAAAGAAAGAGUCGCUUCUCUGAUGCCACUGCAGAGGAGGUGGAAACGACAAAAGACAUGUUCAAUGAUGUGUAUGGACCUCCAAAUCCAAAGUUUGGCAGUGAUCCGAGACCAGUUAGUGCACCGCUGAGACCUGAAAUCCAUGGAAUACAACAUCCUGACCGCUACACAGAACCACAGGGCGUACUACAUACCGAAAGCUACCAACACGAAGGCUCUGAGUCAACGGGUGUCUUUGAUAUGCUGAAAAACAUCGAAAUCGAAAAUGCAGAAGAGGCUAACUUCCUAAAGAACAAACUUUGUGAGCUGCUGAAAGAAUUUAAGGCCAGGAAAGCAGAGAAAGCUGCGCAAAACAGCCACUCUCGAGCAGUUAUCUCCAACGACUACAACAACUCAAAGCCAGAUCCAGUGCUGUCUCCAAGACCGUAUGAGGCAAUCCCCAAAGCAGAUUCAGAUCUUAGACGACCAGAAGACUUCUACUUUCAAGACGAUCAGAGAGGAAGAAGCUGGAAACAGCAAGAGCAUGUACCGAACGAGCGGCUCCAAGGAUAUCGUGAUCCUGUAUGUGGGGAACCCAGAUACCCAAGCCCAAACUCAAACAGAAGCCGUUAUGAAGAGGUUUUCAGACCCGAAAUGUCUCUGACUCCACAUGCUACCCAUCCAGAUAAGCCAGCACGUUAUCCUGAAAGGUUUCAAGAACCCAUGCAUACUCCCGACUACCGACCUGCUCCUGAGGAGUUUGCUGGCACCCGUUCUUCUGCACCUCCUCUCCACAUGGAACGAGGACCCAGCAUGGACAGGAGUACCCGGUACUCCAGGAACCUGGACAAAAUCACCUCCACCCUCCUGGAACUUGUGUCAAGGAAAUAAUUGUCAGAUUUCCAGAAAUGAAAUUUAAGUUUAAAUAAAUAGUCCAUAAAUAUCCAUACAAUAAAUUGAAUAUUAUUUGGGUUUAAAUUGAAUUUUUCCAUGUUCUUUGUUUUUGAGGUGUUUCCUUUAGACAUUUUUGAAUCAUUAAAAUCCAGUAUGUUUAUGUAAAGAUUAAAACAUUUGUCUACUGCAACUGACAUGUCUUUCAAUUCUUCAUGUUACUGUCAUCACCAGCAGCAAGAAUAGCAAAUCAUUAACUCUGUAGCACAUUUAAUUAAACAUUUUAGACUAUUUACUGCAGGUAGUUGUGCUUAAUAUGGUGAAAUUGUAAAAGUUAAAUGAAAACAUUUUUAAAAUAUCUUUAUUAAAUCUGUCACGUCGGUCCUACCUGGUGUUGUU
Larimichthys crocea (large yellow croaker) is the source of this 2982-nucleotide messenger RNA. RefSeq lists its product as hypothetical. The coding region runs from base 280 to 2583 and encodes 767 amino acids. The transcript is spliced from 13 exons. The record is from RefSeq and is a predicted model, not a curated record. Lineage: Eukaryota; Metazoa; Chordata; Actinopteri; Sciaenidae.